UAUAUAUAUAAAAAUUUUUUCCUUCCUCCUUUUUUUUUUAUUUUUUAUUUUUUUUUUUCCUUUUUCUCCCGUGCAAAGUGAGGAAGGAACUGCACCAAGGCAGCCCUCGAGAUCUCGCAGUAUUGCUCCGUUUUAUCGCUGCUAUUAUUCGUUAAUUAAUUCCCUUUUUUUAAUCUCAACUCCGAACGGACUGUUCUCAGAGAGAGAAACGUUUCGAUCCGUAUCAGUAAUUUUAUUUUUCGCCCUUUUUGCGAGAAAAAAAAGCGGGGAGAGGGUGCAGUGCGGCCCGGCGGGGCGGGGGGAGACGCCGGCAAAUCCAAAGCUCCGCCGGUCCCGGCGCAGAGCGGCCGCGGGGGGAGGCGGGACCCAGCGCCGCCCGCCAGGGGGGCGAGCCGCCCCACACAGGUGAUGGGCGUUUCGGCUGCGCUCCGGAUCGACUCCUUGGGUUUCACUUUGGUCUGAUCUAAGCAAAUAUGCAGAAGUACCGGCUGGUCUAGUCCUUAGAGCCAAGAGGAGCGAGCGAGAGCGGCAGAAAGGAGAGCGGCCGCGCUCCCGUUGGAGGGGAACGUACAAACAGCGGCAGCGCCGUAAUUCCAGCACCGCCACGCCGAGGCAGCCCCGAGCCACCCUGGAUGCGGAGGACCCCCGAAGCCACCCCGCUGCCUUUCCCCUGAGGGAUGGUACUGAAUUUCUGCGCGGCAGGAGCCGGCCUGCAGCUCCUCUCCAUCAGCGUUGCCUUCCCUCCGUAUCUAAAGUGCACUAGACCGCGAUGAGGACCUGGGCUUGCGUUUUGCUGAUAGGUUUUGGCUACCUGUCCUUUACCUCCUGCGAGGAGGCCGAGAUCCCGCAGGAGCUGAUCGAGCGGCUGGCGCACAGCGAGAUCCACAGCAUCCGCGACUUGCAGCGCCUCCUGGAGAUUGACUCCGUAGGAUAUGAUGAUGUUUCAGAGGCAAACUUGAGGUCUUAUAGUGUUCAUUCUGCUAAACAUGUGCAAGAGAACCGUCCUGUGCCCAUUCGCAGAAAAAGAAGCAUUGAGGAAGCCAUCCCGGCUGUCUGCAAAACACGGACGGUGAUAUAUGAGAUACCUCGGAGUCAGAUUGAUCCCACCUCGGCCAACUUCCUGAUAUGGCCGCCGUGCGUGGAGGUGAAGCGCUGCACUGGCUGCUGCAACACCAGCAGUGUGAAAUGCCAGCCCUCACGGAUACACCACAGAAGUGUCAAGGUGGCAAAAGUGGAAUAUGUUAGAAAAAAGCCAAAAUUAAAAGAAGUUCUGGUGAGAUUAGAAGAGCAUAUGGAAUGCACCUGUACAUCAACAAAUACUAAUUCAGAUUAUAGAGAAGAAGAAACUGCCCUGCCCUUAUGUUAACAGGAAGGCCUAGGGAAUCAGGUAAAAAACGGAAACGAAAAAAGUUAAAACCAACAUAAAACCUACUGGAACUAUUUGAUAUUCAGAUUAACAGGUAUUUAUUGGGAGUAGUAUGAUAGAAGCAAAGAUUUUCUAAAAUUCAACCCUUAAAAGUGCGCAUGUAAACUCAAUCAGAGCAGCAUUUAGAGCUCCUUGCCCCAGAUGUAAGGUGAAAAUAAGCUAGAAAAAAAACUUCUCUCUGGGACAUGGAUGUACAUGGUUUGUUACAUUCCUGAACCUACUAUGUAUGGUGCUUAUUGACUGUAUACUUUAUUUGUUCUCCUGUGUGGAAAAAACAAAACAAAACAAAACUGGCUCAAAAGAACACUUAAUGAGAACAAAGAGACAAUGUACAUUUGUUUAAUGUGACAUCAAAGCAAGUAUUGUAGCACUCUGUGAAACAAUAGGAAGCUUCCCUGUCCAAAAAAGAAAAAAAAAAAAAGAGAAAAAAACAGAAAAGAAAAAAGACAGUUGAAUGAAUGAAUGGAGGAUACCAAAAGUACCCAAAAACAUGACAAAAAUCUGAGUGAAUAGUGGAUUUCUGUCAGAGCAGUCAACGGUGCUUUACGUCAAGAAAUGUGCCUGCGUUCUUGAUGAAGAUGGAUGGACACUGAUGGACUUCAGGCACAAAAAAAGCAGGAAUGUAUGAAAUGAUCAAAUGCCACGCAAACACUAUAGAACAAUACAUCCUUGCUUGGUGGUGUUUUAAAAGUCUAUACAAAAACAAAGCAACAAACCUUCUGGGGAGCCUUAAGUGGAUUUUUUUUUUUUUUUUUUUUUUUUUUUUUUUUUUUUUACACCAUAAAGUGAUUAUUAAGUUUUCUUUUUACUCUUUGCCUAGCUUUUUAUUAUCUCUUGGACUACAUUUGCCAAUAACACAUAUAAAAGACUGGUAUAACAGCAAGAACACGAAACAUUGCGGUAUUUCUCCUAGUGGGAUGCAAACUAAUGAGAUGUAUUAAAAUAAAAGUGGUAUACCUAUGCAUAAUUUUCUAGACGUUUCUUGGUUUAUGUUCCCCAACCUCCCCCGUAAUUUAAAGCAUUACGUAAAAAGAAAUAAAGAGGAAAGAAAAGAGAGACGUGCGUAAACAAAUCAUAGGAUAUCCAUGCAAAAACCCUUUUUUUUUUCCUUUCAGACUUAUGCCAGUUGCCUACUAGUGAUAUUGUGUUAGCAAUUGUCAUUCUUAUCAGUAUACAGAUACUUUUAUUUCACAUGUUGGAGCUGUGUGAAAUGUACAAGUUCUUGUAUCUGCAUUGUACAAUGUCAUGGUGGCAUGGGAACUACCUUGCUGCAAAUAUUUGAACAAAACCUAAAAUUCUUUAUUUUUGGUAAAAUGUUAUGCUUUAUGUGUAUUCAACAGAAAUAUGUGUUUUUGUAAAGGUGAAGUUUGUAUUUUUAUCUAAAAAUUAACAGUUUUAUAUACCUGAGAAAGCCUGCUAUGUUUUCUUGAACCAAAAAAAAAAAAAAAAAAAGAAAAAAAAAGAAAAAAGAAGAAAAAAAAAAAAGCAUUUUGUGGUCAUAUUUUUGUAGUAGAAUAGCCCAAAUAACAUCAAAAUCUAUUUUAACUAUAGCAGGGCAGAUAAAAUAGUCUGGCAUGAGCCCCUGUAUUUUCAAAGUGCCAAAGGAUGAUGUGUUGAGCUCUCCCUGGAUUGCAGUGGGAGCCACAUGUCUAAAUCCUGCUUUACUGCUUUGGAAAUUCAGGGCUGUGCCAGAUAUGACAUGGCUACUCGCUGGGCCAAAAUCACUGCCCCACCCCAGUAGUUUGGAUUAUGCAUCCUUUGUUUUGUUUGGGUUAUCUCAUUGGAUAUGUAAAAUGAACUACUGGAUUCUUUUCUUUGUGAAACAUCGGCAAAGAGAUGAAAGAGUUUUCUCCUCUUAGUUUGGAAUGGGAAAGAGUUCAUCUUGAGACAGCGUUUCCACUCAAAUACAAAAUACCUUCAAGUGUGAGUGAGCUGCAGAACCUUAAAACAGCAGAAGAGAGAGUUUUAACCUUUCCAUUUCUUUAAGUGUAGUUCAGCCAUCCCCCGUCCCUCUAGCUAUGUCCAGUUUCAACCAAACAAAGCAAUGUUAGCUAACAGGCAUUAUUGGUUUCAGAUGCUAAUGCAGAGAUAGUUCGUCACCGUUCUAUUUUGUGGUCAUUUUCCCGGUGUAUUUGUUGAGCACCAAAACUGGAAAUACAUUUAACUAAGAUUGUCUGUGCUUGUUUUCCACUAAGUGUACUGUUCACAAUGUUAUGCACAUGAAUGUAUGUGUCUGCGUUUAAAGAAGUGUAUAAAAUGUAAUUUAUAUAUUUAUGUUUCAGUGGGAUGCCAAUAAUGUUGCUCCGUUCCUUUUUUUUUUUUUUUUUUUUUUUUUUGUCUGAAAGAUAUCUAAUGAAAAAGAAAUCAUAUAUCCAUUAAAAUCAUGUAGAUGAAAAGCAUUAUGUGACCCACUCAGACACUGUGCAGGUAUGAGAGGAUGUUGAAGUCACUUAAGUGGAAUAAUUUGCAAAAAACCUUUUGGAGAGUCCUAUGGUCACACUGGCAUAAGAGGUUGCAUUGAAACAUGUGGGCCAGACUCCCUGGAGUAACUCUGUUGUCUGUAACGGAGCUCUGCUGAUUUACACCACCAGCGAGUCUGGCCUGUGUGAAGUUCUUGGGAAGAAAGUAAGCUAAGAGGCAUGCAUUUUGCUGGUGCCAGCAAAUAAGUGUGUUACGCCAAAUUCAGCAAACCAGGAGAGAAUGAAGACUGAAUGGAGUCUUUUCCAGUAGUUGUUUGUUUGAGGCUUGUAGUGUCGAGUUAAUUUUGUUACCAGGAAUGAAACGCACAUGAGCCUUUGCUCUCGAGCACAAUGUUUAUAUGGCAUGCAGCAGAUAACACAAAAAUCUCAGGGCUAUAUUCUCAGCUAGUAUAAAUUGGCAAAUGUUUUUUACUUCAGCCGCCCCUAAGCUAAUUUACAUCAGAUGAGGAUCCAGUCCGCAGUUCUAAAGCACGAGGAGCAGUGUCAGGACAUACGUGCCAUUUGCUGUCACCAGGCUGAGAUAUUACCUGGAGCCUUGUGAGCAUCGCAGGCUGUGCUGUUGGGCCUUCUGUGAGCUGGCAGAUAACAACCAGAAGGAACACUAAGUGUAAAGGUUGUGACACAGGAGACAUUAAUUCAAAGUUAAGUUGGACAUUUCAAGGGCCAUAUCCUCAGCUGGUGUAAAUCACCGUUGCUCUGUUGCCUGCAAUGGAGCGGUACCAGCUUACACCACUUGAGGGGCCGGUCCUUCAUUCUUGCUCAUCCCUUUCACUCCUCGGUCCUGCAGGGAUCUCAGAUUGUCGUGUACUGUUAAUGUAAUCCUGUGUUCUCUAAUACUUAAGCACAAUAAGUGAAUAUAAGAAUGAGUGUCAGACUUAACUUUGAAUGUCCGAGCUCUGAAAUGGUUUGUUUCACCAUUGUGGCUGUAAAUUAAACAGUUCUCUGUGCAUCUGUGAA
Messenger RNA from Tympanuchus pallidicinctus (lesser prairie-chicken), 4863 nucleotides. It is a transcript of the gene PDGFA, whose product is annotated as platelet derived growth factor subunit A. Gene Ontology annotation, biological process: platelet-derived growth factor receptor signaling pathway; positive regulation of MAP kinase activity; positive regulation of phosphatidylinositol 3-kinase/protein kinase B signal transduction. The transcript is spliced from 8 exons. The coding region runs from base 770 to 1366 and encodes 198 amino acids. Gene Ontology annotation, molecular function: platelet-derived growth factor receptor binding; growth factor activity. Gene Ontology annotation, cellular component: membrane. Lineage: Eukaryota; Metazoa; Chordata; Aves; Galliformes; Phasianidae. The record is from RefSeq and is a predicted model, not a curated record.